GUCUAACUCGUUCCCCUCGUUGUCUCAAACGUUGUUCACAAAUGUAAAAAAAAUACUUAAUAAACGAAUACUGAAAUGUUUUUUUCUUAAUUCAUCACAUUUCAAUUAUAUGUUUGCUUUUGAAAGUUCGCGCAGAUCAAAGAGAAUUCUUAUUGCGAAUUGAAAAAUCUCAAAUGGGCGCUUCGAACUCGGCGCUCACCGAGCACCGGAUCAUCGACGUAAAGCCCGACAAUGUCCCGGAAGAAUCGAUUUUUCCACGGAAUCGAAUCACCUCCCACAAGUACACAUUCUGGAAUUUCAUACCGAAAAAUCUGUUCGAGCAAUUCCGCCGGAUUGCGAAUUGCUACUUCCUCGUCAUGGCCGUCCUCGCUUUCACGAUAAACUCCCCCGUCCUGCCGUCCACGAGUUUGUUGCCUUUGACCUUCGUCAUCGUGGUCACCGGCUGCAAGCAGGGCUACGAGGAUUAUCUGCGCUAUCGCUCGGACCAAAUCGUCAAUCGGACCCCCGUUAAGGUUAUUCGCAACAAGUGCCUCCAGGAAAUUCACUGCGAACAAAUAGUCGUUGGGGAUUUAGUAAAAGUACAACGCGACGAAGAUGUACCGUGCGAUUUAAUAAUUCUUCACAGUAGCGAAAGCACCGGAUGCUGCUACGUCACGACCUCGAAUCUCGACGGAGAAACGAAUUUGAAGACUCUGUUCGUACCGAAAGCGAUUUCUUCCUGGCCGACGGAGAGCAUCGUCUCCUUGGAGGGCAUUGUAACGUGUCAACAUCCUUUGCCGAAUCUUUACGAAUUUUAUGGAAAAUUGGAGAUCCAUUUCGCUGGUGAACCAGUCACGACUUCUCUGACGAUCGAUAACGUUUUGCUUCGCGGAGCCAAGCUCAAGGACACCGAAUACGUGAUAGGGACAGCUGUUUACACCGGACGAGACACCAAGUUGUCACUCAAUUCGAAGAUGACCGCUAACAAAUUCUCCACGGCUGAAAAGUCGAUAAACAAACACGUACUAUUUUUCAUGGCGAUUUUAUUGCUGGAAGUAUUUGUUUCGACGGUGCUGAAGGAAUACAUGAAUUCGAAGGCCAGUUGGGAUAGUUAUUUGGGCAAAGAGAGUUCGCACACGUCGUGGCGAGCGCUGCUCGACGCUUUGUCCUUCACGAUAUUGUACAAUUACAUCGUGCCCAUAUCUUUGUACGUUUCCGUCGAGCUCCAAAAAUUUUUGGGCUCCCUCUUUUUCCGAUGGGAUUUGGACAUGUACGACGCGAAGAACGACCAGCCAGCGCUCGCCAACACUUCGGACCUCAACGAGGAGCUCGGCCAAGUCGAGUAUCUUUUCACCGACAAAACUGGAACUUUGACAGAAAAUUUAAUGAUCUUCAGACGUUGCUUCGUCGAUGGCAAGACUUACAUGGAGAAAGAUUGCGAUGGAAAAAUUUACCUCCUGCCAGCGGACGGGCUCGAGGCGAAUGCGGUCCGAUUGACGUCUUGGCCGACAGAAAUCUGGCACUUGAUGAUGAGCCUCUCGCUCUGCCACUCGGUCCACAUCGCACCGGAACAACUCCAGUCGAGCGUCGCCAUCAAACGAGCCGAGUAUCGUGAGAGCUUUCGCCAGAAGAGGGUAACGAGGGUCAACAGCUCUCUCAUGAUGGAUCCAGCCCUGCCGGAGUAUCAGGCUGCUUCGGCCGACGAGAAGGCCCUCGUCGAAGCGAGUGCGAGGUGCGGAGUUGUCCUGACCAAGUGUGCCGGCGACGAGAUCGAAGUGAAAUCGUCCGACGGGACGCUCAACUUCAAAAGGCUCGAAACCCUCGAAUUCAGCUCCGAGAGGAAGCGAAUGUCGGUGGUCGUGAGGGACUCGGCGGGCGACGUCUGGCUCUACUGCAAGGGAGCGGACUCGGUGAUAUUCCCGUUGACGAGCGUCGGGGCGGUCGACAAAGCGAUUAGGAGCGUGUCCGACUUUUCCAAGAGAGGCCUCAGGACCCUCGUCAUCGGAUACAAAAAAAUGAGCGAACCGGAGUUCAGAAGAUUCUCGGGGACGAUCGAACACGCGCGACAAACAAUCGGCCCGGAACGCACUGCUCGCGUCGAGAGAGCCUACCACGCGAUGGAGAAAGGCCUCACCCUGCUCGGGGUCACCGCUGUCGAGGAUCGUCUCCAGGAAGGCGUGCAAGAAACCCUCGAGAGUUUGAGAGUCGCCGGCAUCAAGGUGUGGGUUUUGACAGGCGACAAAGCCGAGACUGCGGAGAACAUCGCAUUUUCUUGUGGCCACUUCAAACGAGGCACGGAAGUUCUGAGGCUCAUGGAUCAGACGACGGUGCAAGUGUGCUUCGUAGCUCUCACGAGCUUCGAACGCCGCUUGAAGCUGGAACCUCUGAGGCAGUACGGACUCAUGAUGGAUGGCCCGAGCAUGGGAAUCGCUCACAAAAAUUUUCCUGAAUUGCUGCGAAUCGUAGCGACGAACUGCGAUUCUGUCGUCUGCUGUAGAAUGUCACCGCUGCAAAAGUGCGAGAUCGUUCAAUUAAUCAAGAACUUAAAAAAUCGCCCCUUGACAGCAGCCAUCGGUGACGGUGGCAACGACGUCUCGAUGAUCCAAGAAGCCCACGUCGGUUUCGGAAUAAUCGGCAAGGAAGGUCGACAGGCAACGAUGAAUGCUGAUUUUGCAUUCUCCAAAUUCAUGUACCUCAGGAAAGCCCUGCUCGUUCAUGGCCACUGGUAUUAUCUACGAAUCAGCACUUUGGCGCAGUAUUUUUUUUACAAAAACAUAGUUUUCAUAACGCCCCAAUUAUGCUUCGGGUUUCACAGUGGAUUUUCAACUCAGGCAGUGUACGACAGCAUUUUUUUAAUGUGCUUCAAUCUGUUCUUCACGUCGGUGCCAAUUUUAUGUUUUGGUCUCCUCGAACAGGAUUACUCGGCCAAUAAAUUGCUACGAUUUCCACAGUACUACAAACUGAACAGGAGAAAUCGCUUGUUCUCGCCACUCCAGUCUGCAAUUUGGGUCUUAAUCGGCGUAUGGCAAACCAGCGCCAUCUACUUUGGGGCCUACUUUUAUUGGCUCAUCAAUCCAGUGAUAUUGUACAAUAACACGUCAGCGGAUUUCUGGUCGUUUAGCACCUGCAUUUUCCAUUUGGUCACAUUGGUCACUAAUGUACAGAUUCUUUAUCGCAGUUCAUAUUGGACUUUCCCACUGAUAUUGAGUGUCAUUUUAUCGGAAAUAGUUUUUUUCGGUACAACACUCGUUUAUUCCUCGCUGAAAAGAACGUACGACGGCGACAUGCUACGAGUAUUUCAUAAUCUACUUAUUUCACCUUCGUUCUGGUUACUGACCUUCGUUGUUCUAAUCACGUGCAUCAUUCCGGAUAUUCUGGUCAAUGUACAUAACGCUUACAGACCGAUGUUUUUCAACAGCAUGGAACAAAGAUACGCGUCCCAAGAUGACAAUAGCAUUAAUUACAGCGAGGCGAGCUUGACCUCGGAAUCAGAGAAUCAACGACGUUGGAGCUUCAUCCCAUGGAGAGGGAAACUGUCUCUGGGAAAAAACACUUGACACAUGAUUAGUGUGAACAAUUGUUGAGACUCAGUUGGAAAUAAAUGGCGUGCCGAAAUGAAGAGUAGAAAGGCUCGCAUACUUCGCGUUUCUGCUUGUCUGUUGGACCGGUACGAAAACGAAAAUGGAGAGAGAAAAAAAAGGUAUUUUCAUUUCGUGGAAAGCUUAGUCGAAUGUUUACGAGGAGAGCAGCGCCACCGCUACGAUCCCGGCAUUCAAUGUAUAUAUGUAUACUGAUUUUUAACGGUCCCCUCUACCCUCUGCAGUUAUAUAUCGACAUUUUAGUUUAAGGGUUGUUCACAGCGUGCGUAAGAAUCGCAAAACAAAAAUAAGCUCGUGAAGCAUUUCUAUCGUGAUUUCUGUUUUGAGAAAAAAUGGAAUCCACCAGAAUUUUGAACGAACUCGAGCUAAAGUGCUCAAAAUAUGUACAAAUUAUUAUAAAAUGUCAAUCAAAAAUGGAAAAAUAAAAAAUAUAUUCUUACGUA
Molecule: messenger RNA, 4021 nt
Organism: Venturia canescens
Lineage: Eukaryota; Metazoa; Arthropoda; Insecta; Hymenoptera; Ichneumonidae
Product: phospholipid-transporting ATPase IF
Exons: 19
Coding region: 174-3536 (1120 amino acids)
Biological process (GO): phospholipid translocation
Cellular component (GO): plasma membrane; endoplasmic reticulum
Molecular function (GO): ATPase-coupled intramembrane lipid carrier activity; ATP hydrolysis activity; magnesium ion binding
Source: RefSeq, a predicted model, not a curated record